Molecule: messenger RNA, 180 nt
Organism: Melampsora larici-populina 98AG31
Lineage: Eukaryota; Fungi; Basidiomycota; Pucciniomycetes; Pucciniales; Melampsoraceae
Exons: 2
Coding region: 1-180 (59 amino acids)
Source: RefSeq, a predicted model, not a curated record
AUGUCAGAAACUUGCCUCGAAAAGAAACGAAUCUCGAGAAAGGAAAUCAUCUUCAGAAAGAAUUUACCGAUUUCAACCGUUGAUGAAAUCCGAUCGACUCCUGUUUAUAUUCUCAUAUGGAUCCAUCAAAGUCAUCGCCAGCUCGACCUUCGGAUGUGUCUGAAAAGCUUUCGUCCGUGA